This is a messenger RNA of Cheilinus undulatus (humphead wrasse), 805 nucleotides long. RefSeq lists its product as uncharacterized. The transcript has 6 exons. Lineage: Eukaryota; Metazoa; Chordata; Actinopteri; Labriformes; Labridae. The coding region runs from base 94 to 750 and encodes 218 amino acids. The record is from RefSeq and is a predicted model, not a curated record.
AAGAACCUUGUAACUGAGCCGUUCAUUUCUCUAUAAAAGGCUGAAUGACUCUGAGAGUCUUUUAUCUCCUGGUUUACUCUGAAGCCCAACAUCAUGGACCUGCGAUUCAGCUCUCUUCUCCUGGCAGUGUGCCUGUUCCUGGGAAGCUCGGCUCUGACGCCUGAAGAAUGUGAACCCUUGAUCAAGCCAAAGCAAAUGACUGGAGGUGCAGAGUUCCAUGGUAAGAUGCACACCAUCAUGGGUUACACUGAUCAUAAGGACCUGAACGCCAUCCUGAAGAUUAUGCAGAGCUCCUGGAUGAACGUGACUCAGGGACCAGCAGGCCCAAAUGACCUCGCCAUGAUCCAAAGAAACAGGAUGAAUGGAACUUGCUAUUCCUCGAAAGCCAAAGUAUCGAUAUCUGUUGAGGAUGGCGUUGCACAUAUGGAAAUGGGGAACAUCACAACCAAGUCCAAUUCCCUGCCAGCCUGUGAGGGAUGUAUGGUCUCCAGCGUCAACUACACCUUCACAGACCUUCCCAGGACUCUUCAGAAGCUGGGAAUGAGCAGCAUUCUUGAUGAGAACGCAGAGGAGAUGAACCAUGCUCGUGCUAUUUACCUGAUGACCAACAAGUCAACCGUGGAGGAGUCAGACAUAGAACAGUUCAAGAAGCAGGCUGGCUGUCUGGGUUUCACAGGAGAACCAGACUUCCACUACAACUCAGAGCACGAACUCUGUGCUGAGAACGAAGGCGAUGAAGUUGAAUUUUAAAAGUAAAGAUACAAAACUGAGUCUGAAAACCAGAUGUGUGGACCUUGUUUUUUUU